Syngnathoides biaculeatus (alligator pipefish) is the source of this 2149-nucleotide messenger RNA. RefSeq names its product phosphatidylinositol glycan anchor biosynthesis, class A (gene piga). The transcript is spliced from 7 exons. Gene Ontology annotation, cellular component: glycosylphosphatidylinositol-N-acetylglucosaminyltransferase (GPI-GnT) complex. Gene Ontology annotation, biological process: GPI anchor biosynthetic process. Gene Ontology annotation, molecular function: phosphatidylinositol N-acetylglucosaminyltransferase activity. The record is from RefSeq and is a predicted model, not a curated record. The coding region runs from base 377 to 1951 and encodes 524 amino acids. NCBI's taxonomy places the organism in Eukaryota, Metazoa, Chordata, Actinopteri, Syngnathiformes, Syngnathidae.
CUUCGGACUUUAGUCCAUAUGAAUCCGCAUUAUUAUACAGAAAGUGGUAUUAAAAAACAAUUUCAGUUGGGCUUUGGGCCUUUUAGUGAUGCUAAUCGUAUGCGCUAAACCAGUGUCGCUAAACAGCAGUAUUUUUCGCUAAACUUUAUACACAAUUGUUUACAAUCAUGAGCAACCUUAAAGUGGAUUAAAUCACACAAUGGCCUGGUAAAAAAAAAUGUAUUUUAAAAAGUAACGACGCCGUUACGACGGGGAUAUGAAACGGAACCGUUAUUUCUCCCACGUCAUAUGCAUUUCGUCAUGAGAAAGGCACCGUGGCCUGGCCGACAAGCAAGCCGGGUAAGGAUUAGUGACACUCGGCGACAAUCUGGCGGGGAUGACGACGACGACGACGGCGGCGGCGGUGCUGUCGCUGCUGCUUCUACUCACCUCGGAUGAGAGCGUCAAGGUCGCCGCAAGUGACGUUUGUCAAUAUACAAGUAAAAUGGGCCAGCGAAGAAGAGCUGCACUUCUCAAUCAUUCGGCUCAAGCGGUCUCUGGAACCCCUCAGGGGGUCACCAAAGCCCCCGUCAGGAAGCACAACAUCUGCAUGGUGUCGGACUUCUUUUACCCCAACAUGGGAGGGGUGGAGAGUCACAUUUACCUCCUCUCCCAGUGUCUGAUGGAGAAGGGACACAAGGUGGUGAUCGUUACGCACGCCUACGGCCACAGGAAGGGGGUCAGGUACCUGACCAACGGGCUUAAGGUCUACCACCUGCCCCUGCAGGUGAUGUACAACCAGUCCACCACCACCACCUUCUUCCACAGCAUGCCGCUCCUGCGGUGUGUGUUCGUCAGGGAGCGCAUCACCGUGGUGCACUCGCACAGCUCCUUCUCCGCCAUGGCCCACGAUGCUCUGUUCCACGCCAAGACCAUGGGCCUGAACACGGUGUUCACCGACCACUCGCUCUUCGGCUUUGCCGACGUCAGCUCCGUGCUGACCAACAAGCUCCUGACGGUGUCGCUGUGCGACACCAACCACGUGGUGUGCGUCUCCUACACCAGCAAGGAGAACACGGUGCUGCGCGCCGCGCUCGACCCGGAAAUCGUCUCCGUCAUCCCCAACGCGGUCGAGCACGCCGACUUCACGCCCGACCCGUCGCAGCGGCGCGACGACAGGAUCACCGUCGUCGUGAUCAGUCGCCUCGUCUACCGCAAAGGCAUCGAUCUUCUGAGCGGAAUCAUCCCGGUGCUGUGCCUCAAACAUCCCGAUCUUCAUUUUCUCAUCGGUGGAGAGGGACCAAAGAGACUUGUGUUGGAGGAAGUGAGGGAGAAAUACCAACUUCAUGACAGGGUGCGUCUUUUGGGGCCUCUGGAGCACAAAGACGUCCGAGGGGUUCUCGUGCAAGGUCACAUUUUCCUCAACACGUCGCUCACCGAAGCGUUCUGCAUGGCCAUCGUGGAGGGAGCCAGCUGUGGACUGCAGGUGGUCAGCACUCGCGUGGGCGGGAUUCCAGAGGUGCUACCCGAGGACCUGAUCACCCUUUGUGAGCCGACCGUGCACUCGCUGUGCGCCGGGCUGGAAUUGGUCAUAGCGCAGCAGCGUUGCGGCUCCGUCUCCACGCCCGCCUCUGUCCACGCGCGGGUGCGCGAUCUGUACACCUGGAGGAACGUUGCCGAGAGGACCGAAAAGGUUUAUGACAGAGUCUGCGGCGAGGAGGUGCUGCCCCUGGACCGGCGCCUUCAGAGGCUCCGGACUCAUUGCGGCCCGGUGGCUGGCACCAUCUUCGCCUUCGUGGCGGUCCUCGACUUCCUCUUCCUGUUGUUCCUGCGGUGGAUGCUGCCCGACAGUCUCAUGGACGUGGCCGUGGACGCCAGCGGUCCCCGCGGGUUGUGGAGGCGAGAACCGAGCGACGGUCAGUGUAAAGCGCCGUCAAAAAGAGUCGGGCUGACCGACGCUUUUGGGAGCUGAGUGAACUAAAAACUUUGUUUACGUGAUGAGAAAAAAAGGGCCACGUUUUCAAGCUUUGGAUUGUAAGAAAUUUGCGGGGAAAUUUGCUUUUUAUAUCGACAUGACGGGGUGUGUAUGAUUUUGUAUGACAUAACUGCACAAAACGACCUGGAUGUUUUUCACCAACAUAGAUACAGAAAUGUGAACUCUUUUGGCUUU